This is a messenger RNA of Prionailurus viverrinus (fishing cat), 3256 nucleotides long. It is a transcript of the gene TMEM64, whose product is annotated as transmembrane protein 64. The record is from RefSeq and is a predicted model, not a curated record. The coding region runs from base 1 to 1146 and encodes 381 amino acids. The transcript is spliced from 3 exons. NCBI's taxonomy places the organism in Eukaryota, Metazoa, Chordata, Mammalia, Carnivora, Felidae.
AUGUGGAGCCCCGGCGGGAGCCUGCUCCAGGCACUCCCCCGGCUCCUGCAGCACGCCGCCCUCCAGGGCCGCGCCGAGCUGCCAGCCCGCUGGGCCACGCCGCGGGCGGCGGGCGGGGACGACGCGGCGGAUCGCCUCCCUCGCGGGGGCGGGGCGAGCGCGGCAGCGGCGGCGGCGGCUGCCUCCGGCGCCCUGCUCGGCGCCUAUCUGGAGCGCCACGGUCCGCCUGCGGCCUCGGAGCUGCCGGCGCCGGGCGGGGCCUUGGCGGGCGGCCCCGGGAGCGGCAGCGGCGGCGGCGUGGUGGUCGGCGUGGCGGAGGUGAGAAACUGGCGCUGCUGCUGCCUCGGCAGCACCUGUUGGUGCCGGAGCCUCGUGCUGGUGUGCGUGCUGGCCGCGCUGUGCUUUGCUUCCCUGGCCCUGGUCCGCCGCUACCUGCAGCACCUCCUGCUCUGGGUGGAAAGCCUCGACUCGCUGCUGGGGGUCUUGCUCUUCGUCGUGGGCUUCAUCGUGGUGUCGUUCCCCUGCGGCUGGGGCUACAUCGUGCUCAACGUGGCCGCGGGCUACCUGUACGGCUUCGUGCUGGGCAUGGGACUUAUGGUGGUGGGCGUCCUCAUCGGCACCUUCAUCGCCCAUGUGGUCUGCAAGCGGCUCCUCACCUCCUGGGUGGCCGCCAGGAUCCAGAGCAGCGAGAAGCUGAGCGCCGUUAUUCGCGUGGUGGAGGGAGGAAGCGGCCUGAAAGUGGUGGCGCUGGCCAGACUGACCCCCAUACCUUUUGGGCUUCAGAAUGCAGUGUUCUCGAUUACUGAUCUCUCCUUACCCAACUAUCUGAUGGCAUCUUCGGUUGGACUGCUUCCUACCCAGCUUCUGAAUUCUUACUUGGGUACCACCCUGCGGACAAUGGAAGAUGUCAUUGCAGAACAGAGUGUUAGUGGAUAUUUUGUGUUUUGUUUACAGAUUAUUAUAAGUAUAGGCCUCAUGUUUUACGUAGUUCACCGAGCUCAAGUGGAACUGAAUGCAGCUAUUGUAGCUUGUGAAAUGGAACUGAAAACCUCUCUGGUUCAAGGCAAUCAACCAAAUACCAGUGGCUCUUCAUUCUACAACAAGAGGACCCUAACAUUUUCCGGAGGUGGAAUCAAUAUUGUAUGACUCUAACAAAAUGUAUGAUUGUCAAGAGCUAGUGUGCUGUCCAAGGUCUAGUGGUCACCUUACUAGUGGGCAGAGACAAGUUCUAAUUGUAUUACGGCACAAACAAAACUGACUCGUUUUUAAAUUGCACAAUUUUUUUAAAGGAAGAAUCAUUUUCUGGAUAUGUAAGUGUAAACGUAGAUGCAAAUUUGGGCUGCACCUCUUUAUCGUUUAUUAUGCCCGCAAUGGCCUAUAGGUCUGCACUUUAGUGUUUUUUAAUUGUUUUCUUUCUGGGUACUUACGAACAAAGAAAUAACCCAAAUAUUUUUCUGCUUAGUGUCUUUAUUUAUAAAGUCCCUGAGUAGUUGUUUGCAUCUUCCCUACUUACAAUGAUGAGUAGAAGUAUGUAAUUUUAAAUGUAUGACAUUAUUUAGGUGUUCUUUGUCCUUUCCAGAAAAGAUAAUGUUUUGUUUUGUUUUGUUGUUUUAAGAGGGACCACUUUGCUUCCCUUUUCUUUACUAGUUAGAAUAUAGACAUUAACUUUGGGUUGAAUGUAUUUUUGCAAGCAUCAUUGCAGGGCCAUUUACACCUAUUCACACAAGCUUAAAUCCUACAUUGUGGGACUGAAGUGCUCUUAAGAUACCUUUUUAUUUUCACUGUGUAAUAUGCAAGGCAAAAGGGAAAUUAUUUAAUGGAUGGUGGCUCAAAUUAGAACUCAAGUUCUAAUUCCAUUACAUUGGCUUUACGCUCAUUAGAUCUUUCAUCAAAGGGCUGUCCCAUUGCAGUCUUACUAAAAAAUUUUAGUAAAGUAAAUUUCUUUUUCUUUUUAUAUUCAUCAUUAGGCUUUGAGAUAAAGAUCUACUCUUUUAAAAUGAUGGGCUUUCCAUCAUUAAAGAUGUCACUCAGGUGGCCUUGUUUGAUCAAAUCGCCUUUUUAAAAAACCAAGCUUUAAAAUCAUGUUUAUAAUACCACCGAAUUACAUAUAUAUUUGUCCCCAUAGUCUUCAGCUUUAAAACUAUAAAUGUAAUAUUGACUUAAUACCCAAAUUUGUAUUAUUUGCCCUACUAUAACGUAGGUUUAUUUUGUUUGUUUUUUGGUACUUGUUUUUCUCUGAUAAGACUCAGGAAUUCUGAAAUGUGAAAUUAAGUCUCAAUUCUUUCUCUUGUAUCAUGAAUUGAGUGUAUUUAUUAAUAGCACUUAGGAGUAUAGCAUACAGUAAUUUGGCAUAUGAUCCAUAUGACAUAUGUAGUAUUCAUUUAUCAUCUUAUGUUUUUAAAAUGGGUUGUGAACUUAAUGAUUAGGUUUUUACAACCCAGAUUAUAGACAUGAAUGCACAUUUUCUGGUUGGUGUCUUUUUUGGCUAUGAAGAGUCUACCUUAUCAGAGACCUCCCAUUUGCCUUUUCCUCAGGGUAAAACCUUUGCCCUGAUUUACUAAAGUUGAAAAGAGUUCUUUUGGGAGCAGGUUAUUCUAGUCUUAUGCUAGAGAAUGCAUUGCAUUUAAUCAUUUUAAUGUAUAAGUUUUUUGCCCUAUUGCAGUCAUAAUUGUUUUCCUUUCCUCUAUAAUGCAUAAAUUUUCUCACCUUUGGGUAAUGGUGAAGUUCACUUACAUGUCAAUGCCAAGAAGACCUGAGUGCAAGUGAUCUUAGAGGCACCUGGGUCUAUAGUACUUAAUUGGCCUCCAGUCUUUCUUUCAUUGAUAGAAAAAAAAAUAUAUAAUACUGGAAUAUUCUUAUUCUUUUUUUAAAUCCUAAUUGUUUAGGUGUUUUUAUUUUUUAAAAGAAUUUGUUUAAUAAUCCCAGUGAACAAUAUGUUUGAUUUAUUCUUUUCUAACUUGACAAUAUUUUUCUUGUGCUUCUUGUUUGUUGGUUAGUUUUUGUUAAAGGAAUCAUUUACGAUCACUACUUUCAUACUUGUGUUACACUUCAUGUAUUUUGAAGUGCAUUUAUUUACUUAGUAUUUUGUAACUUGAAUAAUUUCACCAAAUGAAUCCCUUUUGGUAGUUUGUAAUGAGUUCUCCCAGUUGUUGCAUUUUGUUUCAUACUUAAAUAUGUAAAGGUAGAAGAGAAAUAAAUUUUCUGUAUUCUGCCCAUCAUAAUUUUAUAUAAUAAAAUCAUCCAUUUUUACUUAAAA